Symbiodinium natans is the source of this 1422-nucleotide messenger RNA. Lineage: Eukaryota; Dinophyceae; Suessiales; Symbiodiniaceae. The record is from the annotation of a GenBank genome assembly.
AUGGCCUUGGCUGCUGGAAGCAGGCGGAGGCUUCGCGAUAUACUCCCGCAGUACUACACCCAGAACCAUGGUCAGAUGUUGCUGUUCCAUGAGGAGCCGCAUUCUCGGGCGCCAGCACAGCUUGGACUUGCCAGGCAACAGAUUUCAAGAGCAGGGAGCUUGGUAGGUCAUGGAGAUUCCACCAGCUCCGCUUUGCAGGGAGCCUUGUAUGUUGUGCUGGUGGUCAACAGCUCAGGAUCUAUGCCUGCGCGCCUCUUUGCAGACAGCUGGGGUGCCAGAGAUACAGCAGAGCAAGCUCUCACUGGCCUGGGCCUUUCCAUUUGCCAUUUUGUGUGUCUGUGCUUGCUAUGCCUGGGCGUUGAACACCUGGGAGGCUCACGCGUGCCGCUGGCUCCGGUUCUGGGCGUUCUGGGAUUCGGAGCCGCAGCUACGGGGUAUGGCUUUGCAAGUGCAGCCUUGUGGUGGUUCUACAGGUCACCCGUGGACGGCUUCGUCCUCUCGGCUGUUGAAGAGUGGGCUGGUGCGCUGUUAGUUGCCUUCUGCGGGAGACUCGCUUGGAGUUUUCUUGCAACGAGCUUGGCAAGUUUGCGCGGGGCACGAGUUGCAGAGUCCCAUGUGGAAGCUUCGACAGCAGUGCUGACUGCCUUGUGUGAUACCUACUUGGUGCUGUCGUCUGACCUCCAGGUGUUGCAGUGUCAUGGCAAGCACCUCCAAGGAUGUUUCAGUGAUUUUCUUCACGACAGUGAGGCCCUUCAUCUUCAAGAGGUGCUACACCGGGCAAGGGCUCACCAAGACGAGGCGGUGACAGUGUCGGCACGGUUGGCUCCUCUCUUCGGGCAUCGUGGGACUGCGCAGCUUUGUUGCUCGUGGUUUUCCAGUGCCCACGGAGAGUGCUUGUACUUGAUGGCCAUCCGCUUCGGUGUUCCAGAAGCCCGCAGCUUUGCUGAGCCAGACUCCGACCUAGGCGACCCAGAGGCCCAUGAUGGGAUUGCCGAACAGGACCUGGAGGCUGCGCAUGAGCUCACCGUGGGAACGUCCUACCCCCAUGCCGUUCACCGGACCAGUGCUGGAUUGGAGGAUGUCCUUGGCGAGGCACUUCAAGGAGAAGGCUUUGCUUUGCGACUGCCAGACAAGUCGGAGCGGCAAGAACUCCAGCAAUGGCUCGAGUCCAACGCGUCCGCCUCGCCUGGCCGAAGUCAACGUGUGUUUGGGCCAGUCAGACUGCAAGCGCGUGCAUCUUCCUGGGAUGUCAGACGCGACUGCGGCGAUCGCGCAGUGACCAUUGUGCUCACUUGGUGCACUGGCGAGGUGGAAAGCUCGGAGUGCCUUGCGCGGCUGAAGAUCUUCGUUCUGAGUGAGCAGGCGUCUCUCGGCAAUGCGGACGCCAGCCGGUGCCGGCUGACCUGCUUGAAGGGGGUUUAG